Molecule: messenger RNA, 1047 nt
Organism: Olea europaea var. sylvestris
Lineage: Eukaryota; Viridiplantae; Streptophyta; Magnoliopsida; Lamiales; Oleaceae
Product: ethylene-responsive transcription factor ERF027-like
Exons: 1
Coding region: 219-890 (223 amino acids)
Biological process (GO): regulation of DNA-templated transcription
Molecular function (GO): DNA-binding transcription factor activity; DNA binding
Source: RefSeq, a predicted model, not a curated record
UACUCUACAAGAAAGAGUAUUUCUACCAACCGAAAAAAAAAUAAAAUAAAAACAAAAAUUGAAGCAAUACGUACAGGAAUUGUUCUUACGUCUAUCGCUUGAAACAAAACCACCGCUUGGCUUUUUUAUUGACACGCAUACUUUAUCGUUAUAAACCAAAAAUUCUCUCUUUCCAAUCCUAAAAUAUUCAACCUCGUACUGAUAGCUGCAUACAUGAUAUGGCUGAGCAUCGACAUCAUCGUGCAACCAUGAUCAGUCAACUAAACCCGCCACCACAUCCUAGCUCUCUUCCUCCGCCAACACCGCCGCAUAUGAUAUCUAACAUUAGAAAGACUCAAAAACUCACCACCACUAGCUCCUCGUCCUCCGGCAGACGACCCACCAGUGGAAAACACCCAAUUUACCGCGGAAUAAGGAGCCGAAGUGGCAAAUGGGUAUCGGAGAUUCGUGAGCCACUAAAGACUACUCGUAUAUGGCUAGGCACACAUCCUACGCCGGAAAUGGCAGCUGCAGCCUAUGACGUGGCAGCUCUUGCCUUAAAAGGCAGUGAAACAGCAGUUAACUUUCCGGAAUAUGUUAGCUAUUAUCCGGUGCCACUUUCACCUUCCGCGCCAGAUAUUCAAAGAGCAGCCGCCAGCGCGGCGGCGUUGAUGAAGUUGGAGAGUGGCGCAGAGGCUGUCUCUGGACAGCCCACGAACGAUGAUUCAGUAAAUGAAUUAACUGUGAAUAAUGGACAUGAUUUUGUAGAUGAGGAGGCACUGUUUGAAAUGCCUAAUCUACUGUUGGAAAUGGCAAAGGGAAUGCUGGUUAGCCCACCAAGAAUGACGUCGCCACCGCCGUUGAGUGACACGCCGGGAAAUUCCGAUACUGAAAGUCUGUGGAGCUAUUAAUAACAAGCUUUUGAAUAUUUUCUUGAAAUUAACUAGGCAUGCAUAUUGCAGAGAAUUAAUUGCUCGAAGUCAUUUACAAGAUUGCUGAUUAAUCUCUUGUACGGAUUUCUUGUUGAAAGUAAAUUCCACAAAUAUUUGACAUUAUACAACAAUCUUU